GGGAAGACAAGCGCGCAAGCGCUAUUCGUAGCAGAAAUGGGUGAUACGGACGUUGCGAUGCAGCCGCCACCACCGUCUGAGGCGGCGGCGUCGAACCAGCCUCUUCGCUCUCUCACCGAGCCUGCCGCGAGUAGGCCUGCCGACGCAUCGCUUUUCAUCCCCGCAGCCGACGCCUACCUGCUUGAGGACGAAGAGAAGAACAAAGCACAGGCCCAACACAACCAGAAGAUCAGGGUGGGUCCGCAAAGGAAAGGGCGAGCAAUGACAGACAGAUGUGACACGCCCAGACAGAUGUGACACGGGAAAUCACUAUGGUUGUUUCUGCUCUCUUCUGAUGCAUGCAGGACUUGCUUACCGUUCGUCGUCAGUCGUCGCAGCAGCAGCAACCACAACAGGAGGAUGACAGGCCGGCCAGCGGUGCGGACGUCAUCCUCUUCUCGCCAGAGCGGCCGCCGGCACGAGCUCAUAAUGCAGUCGACAGACAGACCAGCAGAAAGCGACAGAGGUGCGCAUACACCGAGCAACUGACACAGAAGCGCAUGUGCUGGCGAUUCGUGUGCGUGUGUGCGUGUAGGAGUAGCAUGGAUGCCGUGCAGCGCGUGGCGUCUGAUCCAUCUCUUCCCGAAAUGUCACCUCUCACAGACGCGAUGGAAGCCGACGACGACGUAAGGACAGCGCAAACGCCUUUCUGUGUCCAUGACCAUCAUGCGUGCACAUCUGUGCGUGUGUGUGUGCGUGCGCGUGUGUGCGUGCGCUCCCAGGAGAGCGCGUUGCGUCCUCCGUGGUUGAUGGGUGCAUUCAGCGCUGCGUUGUGUCAGAAUGCGGCGCUGCGGCUGCACGAGGAGAUAGUUCAGUUCUGCCGCUGGAUUGACCCCGCCAAGGAGGAACGCACACUCAGACGAAAGGUAGAUCGAAUGGCAAUUGGUGACAGGGUCCGUGGGCACAUCGAUGCAUGCAUCGUUUGGCUGCUGAUUCAGUUGCUGAGUCGUGUGCGGGAGGCUGUGCGGUCGAUCUGGCCCAAUGCGACAGUGGACGCAUUUGGAUCAUGUACGUGUACGCCUGGAUGCAUACGUCCACCACACCAUUGGUCUCUCUCGGUCUGUGCACCGCGCCCCAAUGAUUUGUAGAUCGCACUGGGCUGUACCUGCCCAAUGGCGACCUCGACAUCGUAGUCGACGGUGAGUCCACACGACAGACAGACAGACACAUGUGCGGCCAUGUGUGAACAACUGGAUGUGUGUGUGUGUGUGUGUGUGUGUCAGGUCCCCCCAGUGGGCAGAACGCGUUGAAGAAGUUGGCGAGUCACCUGCUCAAGAUGAAGAUAGCGCGUGCGAUGGAGGUGAUAACCCGCGCCAAGGUGCCGAUCGUCAAGUUCAUCGACAAGGAGCGGGGCGUCCCCGUCGACAUCAGCUUCAACCAGCCCUCCGCCAUCACCACCACUGACCUCAUCGUGCAGAAGGUGCGUGAAGCAGUGAGUCGGUGCGUGGCUGCAUGGGUGAGUGAGUGAGUGUGUGUUGGUCAGUUGAAGGAGUAUCCCGUGUUGCGUCCGAUGCUGCUGCUGCUCAAGCUGUUCCUGCAACAGGUGGGAGAGACGAGUGAUGACACACACCUGUGUGCAUGUGUGUAUGAUGUGUGGUUUCUCCUGGUCUGCGCACAGCGCAAUCUCGCUGAGACGUACCGUGGCGGCGUCGGGUCGUACCUGCUCUUCGGGAUGGUACACAGAGAGGCGGGGAGACCUGCGUGCACUCAUGUGCGGCGUCUUCCUGCCUGCGUCCGUCAGGUGUUGAGUUUUCUGCAGCACCACCCGGCCACCAGCUCCAAGAACAGAUACAAGACCACAUCGCUCGGUCAGGGAGUUGAGUGCGCAUCAAUGAGUGCAUCGACAGGACGCUCCGAACGUCUUCUGUGUGUCUCUUCAUUCCCUUGUUCAUUCAGGUCACUACUUGUACGACUUCAUGAAGCUCUACGGCAACGACUUGAGAUACGACGUCGUCGGCAUAUCGUGCGCAAACCACCCAUCCAGCCACAUCGACACAUGGACACACAACAUGUGCACGCAACUGUGCAUGUGUCUCUGCUCUCUCAUGUGCAGGGUGGAGGGCCGGGGACGGUACUUCAACAAGCGGCAGCGCGGCUUCUUGUACGCCGAUCGACGCGACCUUCUCGCAUUCGAGAGCCCACUGGUCAGCUACAGGACUGUAUGCACGAAUUUCGAUUGCACCGAUCUACUGUGUGACAUACAUGGUGUGUAGGAUCCCGAUACUGAUUUGGGCCGCAAUGCCUUCCAGAUGCCGCGGGUGCGAGUGGCAUUCCAGUUCGCAUACCAGGUGACGACGCAUCGACCCACCCAGCCAGCCGCCCAGCCACAUCGAUGGUGUUGCAAUCCCAUCCCUCAUGUUGCCCUCCCUCAGAUGUUGAGUCGGCUGUUUCAAGGGCUGGACCCCCCGCUGGACCCCUCUGCGUCGCUGCUAUGCUCGCUGGGCAUCAUCUCGCCGAAGGACCCGAUCCUACACGCAAGAAGGAGACCGUGGCCGCCACCUGACAACGAGGUCAGUGAGGGAGUGAGUCAGCCAGACAAAGAACCACACAAUGCAUCUGUGCAUGAUCUCUCCGUGUGCGUAUGUGUGUGUACCUGUACCCACUGUUCAGUCGCUGGGAGUGGGUGUGGGCAUCUUUGUGGAUCAUGCCCAGGAGGCCAAGAAGGAGGAGGACGCCGAGAAGAAGGGCAGGAUUCGCGACCCCAAUGCGCGCAGAGCAAGUAUGAGCCGUAAACGCAACACACACCACACACCACACAAAUCACGGGUGCUCCCGCCUGUAGGCACGCCCAGCAACUCCAUCAUGAUCGACACCUCGUCGGCCCUCCCUGCACCAGCUGCUGCAGCGCCCGCAGCGGCGUCAUCAGCACGCCCCGCAGCCAGCCACCCACACCGCCACAACCAGCUCCAGCACCAGCGGCAGCAGCGAGUCGAGCCGGAGGUGAUCGACCUGGAGGCAGAGGACUACGAACCACCAGCACCACCACCAAUGGCACAGCAGCAGCAGCAGCAGAGGGGUCCGGUGCCGAUAUACCUGGAGGCAUUGUCGUCCAGCGAUGAGAGUGAGCAGCAGAAGCGGCGGUUCAAGAGGGGCAGGACGGGGUGACUGGCUGGGGGACGGGGCCAAGGGGGAGGGAGAGGAGGGAGAGAAGGGAGAGGAGAGAGAGGUGGGAGUGGUCCAGUACUACGUCGUGUUGUUGGCUUACAGGCUGGUGGAUUUGUGGGCGGGAGAGAGGUGCACUACCUGUAUGGUAUGCCGUGUUUGGGAGGGUGUGGUUUUGCUAUCGGGUGAGUCUGCC
This is a messenger RNA of Vitrella brassicaformis, 3337 nucleotides long. The record is from the annotation of a GenBank genome assembly. NCBI's taxonomy places the organism in Eukaryota, Vitrellaceae.